AUGGCAGAUGGGGAACUUUCCAUACCAAAUGAAGAAGGAGCUUUGGAGAAUGGGCAGCCUCUGGGCUCUGGGCAAGUGCUGAGCUCCAGCCAGGUAUCCCUGCCAGCCCUAGCAGAACUGGAGUCAGGUCCAGCAUCUGGGGAACCCUGCACAUACGAGGUGCUCCCAACCACAGAGAUCAUGGAUGGGACAGUGUCUGAAGAGAGCCCCACAUCCAAUGAAUCCGGCGUUCUCCUGUCCCAAGAUCCUACAGCUAAGCCAGUCCUGCUACUUCCCCCCAAAAAAUCUUCUGCUUUCCCCGGAGACCAUGAGGACACCCCAGUGAAACAGUUGUCCCUCCUCAAACAGCCCCCUGCCCUGCCUCCUAAACCUAUUGCCAGGAUUGCCAGCCACUUAACUGAUCCUGGUGCUCCUGUGAAACUGCCUUGUAUGCCAGUUAAGCUGUCACCUCCACUACCUCCAAAGAAAGUCAUGAUUUGCAUGCCUUUAGGGGGGCCAGACCUCUCUCACUCAUCCUAUUCCACACAGAAGAGUUCCCAGCAGCCUUUGACCCAGCACCAUCACACUGUCCUGCCAUCCCAGUUAGCAGCUCACCAGCACCAGCUCCAGUACGGCAGCCACAGCCAGCACCUGCCUUCUGGGUCCAGCACAUUGCCCAUUCACCCUUCAGGGUGCCGAAUGAUAGAGGAACUGAACAAAACACUAGCCAUGACCAUGCAAAGGCUAGAAAGGUAAGGGAUCAACUUUUAA
Messenger RNA from Leptosomus discolor (cuckoo roller), 750 nucleotides. Lineage: Eukaryota; Metazoa; Chordata; Aves; Leptosomiformes; Leptosomidae. The record is from RefSeq and is a predicted model, not a curated record.